Aspergillus pseudoviridinutans is the source of this 321-nucleotide messenger RNA. RefSeq lists its product as uncharacterized. Lineage: Eukaryota; Fungi; Ascomycota; Eurotiomycetes; Eurotiales; Aspergillaceae. The coding region runs from base 1 to 321 and encodes 106 amino acids. The record is from RefSeq and is a predicted model, not a curated record. The transcript is spliced from 2 exons.
AUGACCGACGAAAAUGAUCAAAAGCUGGCUGCCGAGUCGGCCCAGGUGCGGAGGGAGGGAGACAAGUUGCAAACACAGCUUACCAAACUACAGAGGAGUUUGCUGCUUGUUAGGAAUUCCAGCCAUAGGAGUCCAUUGGGCUGCCCUCAGCUGUUGGCGGAUACCGAACGGAUGAAUUGUAAACGGCCCAUCAUCACGCAGUCGCACGUCUUACCCAUCCUCGGUCUCUCCAGUCCCAUCAGUAACGGGCCCAAACCCAGGCACGCCGGCACCAGACUCAACUACAAGGCUCAAUCAAUCGGGUCCGACCAGGCGUUUUGA